Molecule: messenger RNA, 3519 nt
Organism: Pediculus humanus corporis (human body louse)
Lineage: Eukaryota; Metazoa; Arthropoda; Insecta; Psocodea; Pediculidae
Product: protein tyrosine kinase 2 beta, putative
Exons: 18
Coding region: 1-3519 (1172 amino acids)
Biological process (GO): protein phosphorylation; signal complex assembly
Cellular component (GO): focal adhesion; cytoskeleton
Molecular function (GO): protein tyrosine kinase activity; ATP binding
Source: RefSeq, a predicted model, not a curated record
AUGAGAUUGAGGAAUUUAACGUCGAAACAAACGGUUUGGUUGCAUCAGGACAUGACCAUGCUCCAGGUCGAGGAAAAAUAUUUUAAAAAAGAACCACACGGAUGGAGGUUCGAGUUAAGAAUACGUUACAUACCAAGGGAUUGGAAUGACGUUUACAAAGGAGAUAGGGUUACGUUUUGUUACUAUUACGAUCAGGUCCGAAGCGAUUAUUUCGCAUCCGAUUGUUCUCAUCUCGAUCAAGACACGACCAUACAAAUAGGUUGUUUGAUGAUUCGAAAUUUUUUCAAAGAUUCAUCCUACAUAUCCCUGGAUAAAAAAUCGAGUUUCGAAUAUCUGGAGCGAGAGAUCGGACUGUAUAAAUUUUUACCGAGGAUUUUCAUUGAAAACACGAAACCCAAAACUCUUAGAAAAUUAAUUCAGCAAAAUUACAAAAAGGUUUCGACUCUGAACGAAUUCGAUUGCACGACGAAAUUGUUGAAAAUAUUUAAAAUCCAUUUCAAAUUCGAAGAAGAAAGGUUUCAGUGCGCGUUGGGAACUGCUUGGUCCGUACCUGUAGAAGUCGUCAUAAGUCCGGAUGUUGGCGUUUCUUACACGACACACAUCGGAACGGGAGCGAUAAGCAUUGCGGAUUUCGAAAAGAUUCGUGGAAUACAAACGUUCACGUCAAAUUACGACAACAAAGAAAAAGGUAUCGUGCAAUUGGAAAUUCAAGGAGCGACGGAGAUUUUAACAAUAUCGUGCAACGACAUUAACGAAGCCGAAUCCCUCGCGGACCUCAUAGACAAAUACGUUAGCCUAACGACGAAUAUAUUCGUUUCAAUAUGGAGGAGGAAAGAGAGGCACAAGGAAGAAGUUGCGACGACGGAACCGACGGCAAACGUUUCCGAAAACAAAUACGCGCCAACCCUGACUGAAGAUUACACGGAAAUAGCAGACGAAGAAGGAGAUUAUUCGACUCCGGCUACGAGAGAAUACGAAUUGGAUAGGAGGCGUAUAGAUUUAUUGGAAAUAAUAGGAGAGGGACAAUUUGGUGACGUAUUCAGGGGUAGUUACACGGAGAAAGAAGGUAGCGUCAUACCCGUCGCCGUGAAAACGUGCAAAGCGGAUUCGGACGUUUCGACUGGAGAAAAAUUUCUCGAAGAAGCUUACGUCAUGCAACAGUUUGAACAUCCCCACAUAAUAAAAUUGAUCGGAGUUUGUUCGGAGAGUCCCAUAUGGAUCGUUAUGGAAUUGGCGAGACUCGGAGAAAUGAGAGCUUAUUUGCAAAGCAACGCUUCCAGAUUAGAUUUGGCAACGCUUUUAUUAUUUUCUUUUCAAUUAAGCACUGCAUUGAGUUAUUUGGAAUCGAAAAAAUUUGUACAUAGGGAUAUAGCUGCGAGAAAUGUUCUAGUCUCAACUCCUCACGCAGUUAAACUCGCAGAUUUCGGAUUAUCCCGAGUUUUAGAUAAUCAAAGUUAUUAUAAAUCGUCAAAGGGAAAACUUCCCAUCAAAUGGAUGGCACCGGAAAGCAUAAAUUUUCGCAGGUUCACGACGGCGAGCGACGUUUGGAUGUUUGGGGUUUGCAUUUGGGAAAUAUUGAUGUUGGGCGUGAAACCUUUUCAAGGCGUCAAAAAUAACGACAUCAUAUCAAAAUUGGAGAACGGAGAACGUUUACCACUUCCGCCGAAUUGCCCACCCAGAUUGUACAGUUUAAUGUCGCAAUGUUGGUACUACGAACCGAGUAAAAGGCCGACGUUCAAAUACAUUCGACAAAUAUUAAAUGAAAUAUUAAUGGAAGAAAGAAAUCAAUUGCAAGAAACGAUGAGAAGAGAAAAUAGGAGAGUGCAAGCAAUGUCAUGGGGUUCAUCGGGUUCCGACGAAGCUCCACCGAAACCAUCCAGGUAUCCCGGUCAGGAAUCUUUGAUGAUUUCGUCAAACGCAUCAGCUCCGCAAGUAUCGACGUACAUAGUCGCCCAAAAUCCGGAAGUUUUGGUGCAGUUGCUCCGGGAAAACGAGAGACGUGGAAUUAAUCCAUCGGUAUAUACAACACCAGCUAACGCUUUUAACACUUUGUCAGUCGAUUUCGACUCGGAAACUAGCAAAACAACCAAAAUCGAUAAAGCAGAAUUUACAACCAAAUCCUUGCCCCGCCCGAUAAAAAUGGGAAAUUUAGAAAAAACUCUUGCCGAACAGUGCGUCGUUUCCGUCGGCGGCGACGUCGCCGACGUCGACGCCGACGGAAAUGACGGCGGCGGAAGCAACACCGGCGGUGGCGGAAAAUCUUUAUCCUGUAGCGAUUUUACAGAUUUAAAAACGGAUUUAAACGAAUUCACAUUGAUAAAACGUAUUAAUAAUUCGUCUAAUUCCACGAUAAUAACGCCUUAUAAUUCUCAAGUUUUAGAUGGUGACACGAUAUCGUGUAAAACGAUCGUUAAUACAGAAUCGCAGACUCAAUCCUGUUCUCAGGAAAAAAUUCCAGUCGAUACCGCCGUCUACGGCGACAGUCAUUUGGCGAAAAGGGAAGAUUUUUUCACACCCCAAUUAACGGAACAAGAAUUACUCGAACGAAGGUUGAGAGAACAACAAAAACAAUCCGAAGAAGAUUCAAAAUGGCUCAUGGAAAAAGAAUCAAAUCUCAAAAAACGUUUGUCGAUAUCUACGUCAUCAUCGGAUGCGUUUAGCGGUUCGCCUUCUCAUCAAAACAACGUCGAUCAAAAACCUGUUCAGGAAAAAGAAAGGCCGAUAAUUGUUAAAAAAAUGGAUCCGGCACCGACGGCGGAUCUCGAUAGGACAAACGAUCAAGUUUACGAUUGUACGACAAACGUCGUCAAAGCUGUCAUGUCACUGAGUCAAGGCGUUCAAGCGAGUCGAGCGGAUGAUUAUUUAGAUUUGGUUCGAGCCGUCGGACAACAGUUGAGAAAUUUAUUGUCUUCCGUCGACGACAUAUUGAAAUUUUUACCCGCGAACACUCACAGGCAAGUUCAACUGGCUCACAAAGUUUUGAGCAAGGACAUGAGCGACCUCGUGACCGCCAUGAAAUUAGCACACAACUACAGUUCGACAACGUUGGAUUCCGAAUAUCGAAGGAUGAUGUUAUCGGCGGCUCACGCUCUCGCGAUGGAUGCGAAAAAUCUUUUGGACGUUGUCGAUUCGAUAAGAAUCCGUUAUCCGGAGGUAAGCGAUAAAUUAAUAUUAUUUUUCACGGAGAACAAUGUCGUCGUCGGUGAAACGUCGGUUCCAUAUGGUACGAAUUCUUCAAAUAUGGGAAACGACGAUGUCGAAUCAUCGUCGCCAUCGCCACAUCCGCCUUCAUCCGCCUCGUCGAUUUCUUCGUCUUCAUCUCCGUUUAAAAAACAAUCCCAACCGCAAUCGCAAGCGGAAGGAAAUUUUUCUUCUUCUUCUUGUUUCUCGAUUGGAAAAAAUUCCAUCGUCGAACAAAAUCACCAACGUCAACAACCACAACCACAACAACCGUUAUAUGAUUUCUCAUCGAACGUUAACAAUUCUUCAAACGAUUCCUUUACUUCUAAAAACGGUUAG